Messenger RNA from Leptomonas pyrrhocoris, 1303 nucleotides. RefSeq names its product putative mitochondrial NDUFA5/B13 subunit. The record is from RefSeq and is a predicted model, not a curated record. NCBI's taxonomy places the organism in Eukaryota, Euglenozoa, Kinetoplastea, Trypanosomatida, Trypanosomatidae. Bases 512 to 1303 code for a protein of 263 amino acids. The transcript has a single exon. Gene Ontology annotation, biological process: respiratory electron transport chain.
AGUCAAGUGUUCGUACACUUCGGUAAAGGAGUGUCUUUGUGUUUUGCAACGAGGCAGUGUAGCACGGUCUCUUCCUAUUCAUCUGCUUUUGGUGACUUUUCUUAGUGGCGUGGGGUACAAUUACUGACACCUCGCCUUUCUUCUUUGUGUACUUCCAGUAACACCUUGCUACUGCCAAGCAUCGACUGCUACCUAGGCGACAGCAGCAGCAACGACAAAAAAAAAACGUCAGUAUCGAUAAGAAAGGCUGAUUUGCUCUGUAUUCCGCAACACGCGCACACACGCGCAUUGAAGGAAUCGGCUUCGUAAGCUUAUCUUCUGUACAUUAUUAUUGCUAUUGUAAGAAAUACCUAAGGAUUUAGUACUAGUCUAUCGCCAUCUUUCGUCAAUUUGUAGUGUGCUCCCUUUUCUCUUCGUCCACCACUAAACUGCGGUGUUCGUUUUAAAAUUUGCUUCCUUUUUAUCGUGGCUUUGGCUUUUUACAAGACUCUCACUUGUGUAGUAGGCACUAAUGUUCUACGCACGAUCUCUGCUAGGCGUUUUUCGCAACACAUCGCGGCUGCUCACCAUCAGCGAUGAAUACAUCCCCCGCGCCUUCCCGGUUAAGUCCACUACCGGUCUAGCCGGCGUAGCGGUAGAGCCGCUGUGGAAGCCCAAACUGCUGGCCGCUGCCUCGGAGCUGCAGGCCUUCCUCACCACUUCCGACAUCCCUCCUGAGUCCACGUACUACAACGUGACCAUGACCCUAGUGAAGCGCAUCAACUACGGCAUCAAGGAGUGCCAAGACGAUUGGUGCACCUUAGAGAAGAAGUUCUUCUGGGGGUGGCCGGUGGAGUACAUACUGCAGGUUACCUGGCGUGAGCUGGAGACGGCGCAGAAGUGGAAUGAGUGGCGCUUCUGGGAACUGGACCCGGAGCAGGUGAAACGCGUCGGCCGCGAGGAUCAAAACAUUGGCAAGGAGGGCAUCGCCUACAACACGCCGUGGGAGCAGGUCGUCCGCGAGGACUUCGACAAGCGCAAGAAGGCACUCACGCAGGAGGAGAUGGCGGAGCUGAAGCGCAUGGACACGGAGCGCAUGGCGCGCGAGACGGCCGCGUACAAGGAGCGCAAGGAGCGCAUUCGCGACGAUCUAGAGAAGGCUCGCGGCGACAUGCUCAAGAAGUUCCUGAACAAGCGCUACGCCGUUGACAAGGACCUGAUGCGCAUGCAACCCGGAAACAUGUACACAGGGAAGAAAGCUCAGGACCUCAUCGACGAGCUGCGCACCUCUGCCAAACAAAACCCUCCCCCUGCUCCCAAGUAA